Molecule: messenger RNA, 617 nt
Organism: Dissoconium aciculare CBS 342.82
Lineage: Eukaryota; Fungi; Ascomycota; Dothideomycetes; Mycosphaerellales; Dissoconiaceae
Product: histone-fold-containing protein
Exons: 3
Coding region: 48-359 (103 amino acids)
Biological process (GO): nucleosome assembly
Cellular component (GO): nucleosome
Molecular function (GO): DNA binding; structural constituent of chromatin; protein heterodimerization activity
Source: RefSeq, a predicted model, not a curated record
ACAAUCAACCAACACCUUCUCAAACACUCCUCAACACCUCAAUCAAAAUGACUGGACGCGGCAAGGGUGGCAAGGGUCUCGGAAAGGGUGGUGCCAAGCGCCACCGAAAGAUCUUGCGCGACAACAUCCAGGGUAUCACCAAGCCCGCUAUCCGACGUCUCGCACGUCGUGGUGGUGUCAAGCGUAUCUCUGCCAUGAUCUACGAGGAGACUCGCGGUGUUCUCAAGACCUUCCUUGAGGGUGUCAUCCGUGACGCCGUUACCUACACCGAGCACGCCAAGCGCAAGACCGUCACAUCUCUCGACGUUGUCUACGCUCUCAAGCGACAAGGCCGCACCCUUUACGGUUUCGGUGGUUAAGCGUGUCGCUUCCACUUCUUUUGAUACCACCUUGCAUGUUUUUAUGAUGAACUUUUGGGAGGUCCACCAGCAGAGUGCUGCGGCACUUUUCUUCUUUGGGCAGCAGCUGGCGAUGGAUGGCGCGUAUGGGAUUGGGUGUUCACUGGCAGGCCGCUCUCGGUCAGGCUUUUUGAUUUUUUGAUUGCUGUGUAGUAUACCGGCUCAAGCGCUUUGAAGCAGUCAUGGAACUGCAUGAAUGAAUAAAACUACAUCACAACA